Cyclopterus lumpus (lumpfish) is the source of this 5082-nucleotide messenger RNA. RefSeq names its product monoacylglycerol lipase ABHD2. Gene Ontology annotation, biological process: medium-chain fatty acid biosynthetic process; sperm capacitation; acylglycerol catabolic process. The record is from RefSeq and is a predicted model, not a curated record. Bases 263 to 1558 code for a protein of 431 amino acids. Gene Ontology annotation, molecular function: acetylesterase activity; monoacylglycerol lipase activity. Lineage: Eukaryota; Metazoa; Chordata; Actinopteri; Perciformes; Cyclopteridae. The transcript has 11 exons. Gene Ontology annotation, cellular component: sperm flagellum; sperm plasma membrane.
GUAUGCGCGAGCCGCUGUUGCUGUAUCAGAGUGCGUACUUCACGUCCAGGAGCUAACGCUUUGCUUUACAGCCACGCAGACGGACACAAACAAACGACAUGCCACGAGUAUGAGAUAAUUAAAAUUAAAAAAAGCCUGUCGCGUUCAAGCAGCAAGGAGCUGAUUCAUUGGAGGCUCGACCACAUCACUGUGACUUCAUCUCUCUGCAUUUCCAAAUCUUCGGAGUUGUUGUUGGAGGCUAACUUCAACAUAAAAUAUAAUCAUGAGCACCCACGAGUCAGACGUGCACACCAUCUCUCCGGAGCUGCCGGCGAUGUUCGACGGCAUGAAGCUGGCGGCGGUCGCCACGGUGCUCUACAUCCUCGUCCGCUGCUUGAACCUCAAGAGCCCCACUGCACCCCCGGACCUCACCUACCAGGACACAGCCCUCAACCGCUUUCUUCUCAAGUCCUGUCCUCAGCUGACCAAAGAGUACAUUCCUCCCUUACUGUGGGGUAAGAGUGGUCACCUCCAGACGGCACUCUAUGGUAAACUUGGCCGGGUGAGCUCACCUCACCCAAGUGGAGUCAGGAAGUACUUACCCAUGCAGGACGGGGCCACUGCGACCUUUGACCUCUUUGAGCCAAUGGGGGACCAUAGAACAGGAGAUGACAUCACCAUGGUGAUAUGCCCUGGUAUUGGAAACCACAGUGAGAAGCAUUACAUUCGAACCUUUGUGGAUCACGCCCAGAAGGACGGUUACCGCUGUGCUGUGCUGAACCACCUGGGAGCUCUUCCCAACAUCGAGCUUACCUCUCCGCGCAUGUUUACCUACGGGUGCACAUGGGAGUUUGCAGCCAUGGUCGGCUACAUUAAGCGGACGUAUCCUCAGACCCAGCUGAUGGUGGUGGGCUUCAGUCUGGGUGGCAACAUUGUCUGCAAGUUCCUGGGCGAGAACAGGAUGAACCAGGAGCGGGUGCUGUGUUGUGUCAGCGUGUGCCAGGGCUACAGCGCUCUCAGGGCACAGGAAACAUUCCUUCAGUGGGACCAGUUCAGACGUUUCUAUAACUUUCUCAUGGCUGACAACAUGAAGAAAAUCAUCCUCUCACACAAGCACAGUCUGUUUGGGGGAAGCCCAGUUAAAUUGAAAGAACUUGAUCUUGGUCGUCUGUACACAGCGACAUCUCUCAUGCAGAUUGACGACAACAUCAUGAGAAAAUUCCACGGCCACAGCUCUCUCAAAGAGUACUAUGAGAAGGAGAGUUGUGUCCAUUAUAUUCACAACGUCAACGUGCCACUGCUGCUAGUAAAUGCUGCAGAUGACCCUCUGGUUCAUAACUCACUGCUCACCAUCCCUCGCACACUAGCAGCAAAGAAGCCGAACGUCAUCUUUUCUCUGACACUACACGGAGGUCACCUGGGCUUCUUCGAGGGCGCGGUGCUCUUCCCCCAGCCCCUCACCUGGAUGGACAAGGUGAUAGUGGGCUACGCCAACGCCAUGUGCCAGUGGGAGAAACAGAAACCGCCGUGCCAAAGUGGCCCCCUGAGUCCGAGCUCCUGCGCAGAGGAAAAAGCGUAAACUUCUGAACUUCUGUAUCUCUGUCUCUCUCUCUCCCUCGUUCUCUUCCUGCUCCCCCUCCCCCUUAACACCACUGCCCCAGCACUGAGGAGACACCUAAACCUUAAACUGCUCUCUCUUGUCUGCCUUCUCCUCUGGUGCUACCUUCCGCUCCCGACCCACACAUACCGGUCAAACACGUCUCCACGCCUUCUCCACAGUUCCCCUUUGUAAUCACAAUCACCUUACAGUAUGUAAAGGAACAAAAAAAACAAAAAACGACUAAUUGCCUUUUUGUGCUCAUUUCCGUUCCGAAGACUUUGACUUUCCGAGCAGAAACAUUUUGAUCUUUGGCUAAUGAAGGCAUUGACCAAAUAUGACAAGUGAUGACGUCAAGCUGGCAUUAAAAAGUAAGGUAGUACAGUGAAAGACAAGAGCACACAAGAAGCCUCUUAUAGUAAUCGAGGACUGUGCUGCAGUCGGUGCCCAUUUAAUGCACCUGUAAGAAGCUCACUGCUUAUCACCGCCAGGGCCAUGUAGCCUAGUCUGCUGUCUUAACCAACACAGCGUCUUUGUAGUAUGUAUGUACGAUUGUGUGUAUGUUUGUGUGUAUGUUUGUGUGCGCCUGUGAAGACUGAGAGUUAAAGACCCGGGAUGGAGCAUGUGAUCUUUGUGUUUGAUCGGUGUGAUCCAAUUUCCCCGCAAUGGUCUAUUGGCCCUUCUGUUGUCCUUUUUUCUUUUGGGUGAACUGUUCCAUUGUUUGUAGAAAAUGUACAGUAGAAAAGUUAAGUAUUAUGGUGGGAUUUAACACGUUAUUUCCAGCUCAUAACAUCCCCAUGGCACUUGCGUUUGGCACUUGAAAGUGUUCAGUGCUUAGAAGACGUGCCCAGGGAUCAACCUCAGAGGGGAUCCACGCACAUUCCCGCGGUCGCAUUUUAUCACUUUGAUUCAGUGCACUUUACACCUUGUAUGACACAAUCUUUUAUUUUUUUUUCAUUUAUUUUUUUUUCCUCCGAAGCGCAGGUAUGGAGAUUAUUGAUGGUUUAGCUCUCCUCGUGACCGAGAGGAAGGACCGAAGGGAGCGAGGAUGAUAACGAAAAGUUAGAUGACUCGAGUGUUCCCCGUGUUGUUUGUUGUCUUUGAGCCCUCUUACUCUUCGUCUGCCUUUGAUCAGCUGCAGCCAAGACUGUGAUACCUUUCUCUAACCACACGAGCACUGCUUUGGCUCAAACAUCUCGUGACUCUUUUUGCCUUUUCCAGCAGAUGAUUCUGUGGCAAAUGCGGUCUUGUGAAAAGGGGAAAGUUCAGCAGUGUGAAGCAGAUUCUCUUAUCUGAGCUGGGAGGUGUGAUGAGUAGGAGGGCCGACGACACCGACGCUGAACCAAAUGUUUAUUUAGUGGAUUGUUUGUACUACUGGUAAUUCUAAAAGUGAUUGUUAUAUUGUUUAACUAAAUGGAGAACACUGCACGUUAGGGUGAAGAGACAGAUUUUUAUCGCAGGGGUAUAUUUUUGUUGCAAAGACUGCAUUGAAAAGCUUUUCUUUAUUUUUAUUUUUUUGGACUGGCCGUUUGUUGAAAUCUAUCUGAAACGUGUCUGGAUGAAAGCUUACUGCAAUAAUGGGACCUGUGGACACUUCAAAACCUGACUUGAAUAGAGUUUUUCUUUCUUUUUUUUUGACCUUGUUUAAGGGCUAAGGAAGCUUCUCCCCAGGUUUAAGUCCAGCCAACACUGAACACUGUGAUAGUAGGCAGUGAUCGAACGUUUUCUCUGAUGAGAUCUGGGUUUGAUAGUAUUUGAAAGAAGCGGCUUUUGUUUGAGUUCCAGAAAGUUUGGCAUUUCAAGACAAUUCAUAUUCGUUUUUUCUGUCUGUUAUUUGCAACAUUAUGACUGAAGAUAAUCAUCCCGAGCGUUAAAGUUCAUUCUUGACCUCCGGAAAUAGUAGUUUGGGUUACAUCGUAACCAUUUAACAAGCACCAGUAAUCAAACUUCUUUGGCUUGAGGACAAUCUCAUAACCACAGUUUAUGGAGAUUUUACAUUUAAUUCUCCACUUUUUUUAGAUUAUUUUGGGCGAAUACUAUAAAAUCUAGGUUGUAACGGGCCAGUGUGGGAUUUAAUCGCAGACAUGGAACAUAAUAUACACAACUAUAUUUUUAUGAUGACCUGGCAUUAUCUCUGGUUCAGCCCAUCAUAUCUACAGUAAAUGGUACUGUAGUCUCUUCUCAGAGACUUCCAUGUUGUCCCUGCUGUGUUUCUAAAGUAGCCCAGAACAGACAAAGCAAACACUGGCUCCAGCGAGAGCGUUUCAAGGUUCUAGGUUACCUGAAGGCCUCCGUGGUUCUCUGGCACGCUCGUGAAGCUGCGGUAACGCGAGCCGCUGUCUGUCCAAUACCCACGGCUCUGCACCGAGCCGAUACCUGUGUCCUCUUCUCACAUUUAUUAUCUGUACACCGCAUUAAGGGGAAUUUACUCUCAGAUCAAAUGAGAGCGGUGACAGUUGUCAGCCGCCUGCAAUGACUGAAUUAAAUAAACUAACAAGUAGAAGGGAACUCUGAGAGCCACGGCCAAAUGUCCUUUCUCACAAUGUUAACAAAAGUGAAAAAUAGUUAAUGUAUCCGCCCUACUACUGCUCCAAAUUGUAACAGGUUCUUCCUAAAAAAUCUGGCCAAUAUGUGUCUGUAAUCCCGCCAAACCAAACUGUAGUAAAUUUGGGUCAGUGACAUCGUUAUGGCGAUUGGGUCGGUGCAUCUUGGCCUCUGAACACGGUCGUCUUGCGUCGUUCAAUCUACAAAUGACUGUCGCCAUCUGUUGUCUUGGAGACCAAACUACAACUGCAAACAUCCUGUCAUUCGUCUGCACUGAGAUUAUUUUCAUGGUUCACACUCAUUUCAACAAAAUCGGCUGUAGUUUGGGUUUUACUCUGGCUCUUCAAAGUAAUCGGAUGAAUAUAAACACCAGCACAAACCCAGUUUCUGCAGUGAGAGCCAUCUGUGUUCUUUUUGACAUGUUUGCCUCCCCCUCCCCCCCAACUUUGCACAAAAAUGCAGGUUUUGGAUUUAUUGUUUAGAUGUAUUUUUUUUUCUUGUCAAUUUUUUGGAGUAUUUUUUUUGUUGUAUUUUGUACUGUUUUUAUUACUUUAUUCGUGUUUUUUGUUUGUUUGUGCAUAUGCGUCAGAGUGCGAGUGUUGAGUAAACAUAGUGUACAUGUAUACUGUCACCACCUCUGAUUGACAAAAACCAAAACUUCUUCACUUUAACAAUUUAAAAAACUAAAGAAAUAUAUGAGUAUAGUGUAUAUUAAAAUAUGUGAGGGAACAGGUGUGAAAAAAUAAGGGCAAUAACCUGACCAGGAGGGAUUCUCUUAUCAUUUUGAUGUGUCCUCAUGUAGUGUCAAAGUACGUCAGACCAAAACAUGUUCUUUUGUUCAUGCAGUGUGGGAUCUGAAAUGUUGCUUUACUGUGUUGAUAUGAGAACGUGCUCCUGUGUAGUCAACCUAUCCCCAGUGCGUCAUCUUGUUAUAUUUUAUUAUUAAAGAUCGUGGGCUCAUG